AGAAGAAGAAGCGGAAGCGGAAGUAUCCCUCUCUGUUGCGCUAACACGUUAAACAUCUCGUGUCUUCGUUACAUUUUCCGUUUCAGACGUUACAAUGGACGAAGUGAAGAAGGCUCAGGAGUUGGACCCGUAUGAGAUCGAGGAGCCCAGUGACGAGGAGGGCGCCGCCAGCAGCUCCGAGGACGAGCUGGAGGUGCUGCUGAACGGGACUCCGGCUCAGAAGAAGAAGCUGAUCAGAGAGUACCUGACGGGGGAGAGCGAGUCGUCCAGCGGGGACGAGUUCGAGAAGGAGAUGGAGGCGGAGCUCAGCUCCACCAUCAGGACCCUGGAGGGGACCUGGGGGCCGUCCACAGAAGCACAAACCCUUGAAAGCGGAGGAGGAGCCGGACCUGGACUCUCUAACCCUCAGGUGUACGAUAACGUCUACUUCGACUCCGACUCCGAAGGAGAAGAGGACAAACCAAGCGGCUCCACAGGCCAGAGGCGGAGACAGCGGGUCAUUCUGACCAAUGACGAGCUGCUGUACGACCCCGACAAGGACGACAGAGACCAGGCCUGGGUGGACGCCCGGAGGAGACGAUACAACAGCAGGAAACGACCAGCGGGCUCGAAGCAGCCGUCCCGUCAGACGCAGAGUUUACCAACGAGCGACGCCAUCCUCAACUGUCCCGCCUGCAUGACCAUGCUCUGCCUGGACUGUCAGAGGCAUGAAAACUACCGGACUCAGUAUCGAGCCAUGUUCGUGAUGAACUGCACGGUGAAGAGAGACGAGGUGCUGAGAUACAACACUGAGCAGGAGAGGAAGCAGAGAGGCAGGAAGAGGAGGCGGGGCCAGAAGACAGAAACCCCUUCAAACCAGGCUCCUGAGCCGGCGCCGGCAGGGAUGGCCGCCGAUGAAGUGUACCGCCCGGUGCAGUGCUCCGAGUGCUCCACGGAGGUGGCCGUGUUCGAUAAGGAGGAGGUGUACCACUUCUUCAACAUCCUGGCCAGCCACUGCUGAGAUGGACGGAGCGAGUUCUGAGCGAGAGGUUGUUUCGGGACGAGCGGAGCCGCCAGCAUCCCGACGGAGAGAGAGAGUCCUGCUGAGAAUCUCUAAAGUCUGACGAUCAUAAAUCAGCUCAGAAACUCUGAGGGUCGAUUCCACGUCGGAGGAAAACUACGUCUUCUGUCUCUGAAACCUUUUAAACAUCUGACGAACAGUGAGACGCUCAGAUCUGCUCGUUGCAGCUGGUGUCUCACACUCGAGUCAAAGUGAUUCAUGAUCCUUUGAGGCCAAAACUCUUAUUGAUAUUUCAGGAUUUACAAAUAUUUGAGAGACAGAUCUUUUUUUCUUUUUAUUAAACAUAUCUUUAUGAUUGAUCUUUUUGAUGGUCUGUCAAGUAGGACUUCUGUCAGUUAAAAUAUAAAUAAACUGGACACAUUUUCACUAUCAACAUAUCUGUGACACUUCACUCAUAUUUAUUAUGAUUUGUCUGUUGACAUACAAACAAUAAUUAUAGCUGUGAUAAUUUAACAUUGCCCAUUCUUGGAUACAGUUAAUUAACAGUGAAGUUCUGCCUCCGUCAGAAACCUUCAGACCACAGGAGUGAUGGAGCAACUCCUUGUUUGAAUGACUGAAGCUUUGGGCUUUAAUGGUUCUACUGAGCUUCUUCUUCGUUGUACAAAAAUUGAUGACAAAUCUCUAUUAGGAUGAAGCUGACAUCGUUGUGUGUUUGUUGUUGUCAGUGACUUCCAUAAAAAACCCAAACGACAGAAGUCCGUACCUGUGGCUCGGUCACUGACCCAAAUCCAUCGGUUCCUACUGAAGAUGAAAUCUUUGAAAAUGUCUCACAGAUGUAUAGUUUCACUAAAAAAUAUGUUUAAAAGGAA
Molecule: messenger RNA, 1869 nt
Organism: Pleuronectes platessa (European plaice)
Lineage: Eukaryota; Metazoa; Chordata; Actinopteri; Pleuronectiformes; Pleuronectidae
Gene: eapp
Product: e2f-associated phosphoprotein
Exons: 6
Coding region: 95-1000 (301 amino acids)
Biological process (GO): positive regulation of cell population proliferation
Cellular component (GO): nucleus
Source: RefSeq, a predicted model, not a curated record